ACAUUUGAAAACAACGAUUGGCAACACACGCUCUCAUUGACAGUGACUUAAGAGAUUGAUUACGUUUUCCUGACGUGAGCUUUAGACUGUUGUGCUAACAAAAAAACAUCAUCAGGUCCGAAAAUACAUUUGUCGCUAUAAUGUCAUUACCGUGAAUCGACACGAUAACAUUUCGAUCGGACUGAUGGUCUAUAAACUGACUAUAUUUCAGUAUUUUUUGCAAGCCAACUGUAGAGACUAUUGUUUGAGCGCUACCAAGGGGAUUUUUGCACUGAGGCCUUCCAAGCAAGCCCACGGUCCGGAAAGGCUAGCUAGCUACAAUCCAAUUUGCCUCUGCGAAUUUAUGAGUAUCGUUAGCUAGCUUUUUGCUUGUAUGUUUUAAAUAAGAUGGAAACAGACAAGUUUAACUAUGUCUACAGUUGUGACUUGGACAUUAAUGUUCAACUGAAAAUAGGCAGCUUGGAGGGCAAGCGAGAGCAGAAGAGCUACAAGGCCCUGCUGCAGGAUCCCAUGCUGCGGUUCUCUGGCCUCUACCAGGAGAACUGCUCUGACCUCUAUGUUACCUGUCAGGUGUUUGCAGAGGGCAAGCCUCUGGCGCUGCCCGUACGCACCUCCUACAAGGCCUUCAGUACCCGCUGGAACUGGAAUGAGUGGCUGAAGCUGCCAGUGAAGUACCCAGACCUGCCCCAGAGUGCCCAGGUGGCCCUGACGGUGUGGGAUGUGUACGGACCGGGCCGAGCCACCCCUGUGGGGGGAACCACCGUCACCCUCUUCGGCAAAUAUGGGAUGUUCCGGCAGGGCAUGCAUGAUCUGAAGGUAUGGCCGGGGGUGGAGGGGGAUGGAGGGGAGCCCACCAGCACCCCAGGGAGGACCAGUAGCAGUCUGGCAGAGGACCAGAUGGGGCGACUGGCCAAGGCCCCUGACCUGGAGUUUCUCAGUGAUCUGACCAAGGCCCACCGGCAGGGUCACAUGGUGAAGGUAGACUGGUUGGACCGCCUGACCUUCAGAGAGAUAGAGAUGAUCAACGAGAGUGAGAAGCGUAGCUCCAACUUCAUGUAUCUUAUGGUGGAGUUUCCUCGUGUCAAAACUGGAGAAAAGCCAGAGUACAGUAUUGUCUAUUAUGAGAAGGAUGGAGAUGACGCCUCACCGGUGCUCACCAGCGCUGACAUCGUUAAAGUCCCUGACCCUCAGAUGUGCAUGGAGAACCUUGUGGAGAGCAAGCACCAUAAACUGGCCCGUAGCCUUCGGAGUGGCCCGUCAGACCACGACCUGAAGCCUAACGCUGCCACACGAGACCAGCUCAACGUCAUAGUGAACUACCCUCCGACCAAGCAGCUGAGCUCAGAGGAACAGGACCUGGUGUGGAAGUUCCGUUACUACCUCACCACUCAGGAGAAGGCACUGACUAAGUUCCUGAAGUGUGUGAACUGGGCGCUGCCCGGGGAGGCUAAGCAGGCCCUGGAGCUGCUGGGGAAGUGGAGGCCCAUGGACGUAGAGGACUCCCUAGAGCUGCUCUCCUCCCAGUUCACCAACCCCACCGUAAGACGCUACGCUGUGACCAGGCUGCAGCAGGCCGACGACGAGGACCUGCUGAUGUACCUUCUCCAGCUGGUCCAGGCUCUGAAGUACGAGAACUUCAAUGACAUCCAGGGUGGGCUGGAGCCAGGAGGCAAGCGGGACAGCCAGGGCCUGGGAGAGAGCUCCACCCUGGGGGACCUGGACAGUUCCCAGAUCUUGACUGCUCCAGCAGUGCCCUCACCUGUCCCGAAUGGAAAGGAAGGGGUGGACAGCGAGAAUCCAGAGCAGGACCUGUGUACCUUCCUCAUCUCCCGUGCUUGUAAGAACUCAACACUGGCCAACUACCUGUACUGGUAUGUAAUAGUGGAGUGUGAGGACCAGGACACCCAGCAGAGAGACCUGAAGACCCACAAGAUGUACCUCAACGUCAUCGGGAGGUUUAGCCAAGCACUGCUCAAGGGUGAUAAGAGUGUGAGGGUGAUGCGGUCGCUCCUGGCGUCCCAGCAGACGUUUGUGGACAGACUGGUACAGCUGAUGAAGGCCGUGCAGAGAGAGAGCGGCAACCGCAAGAAGAAGACGGAGCGACUGCAGGCUCUGCUGGCGGACAAUGAGAAGGUGAACCUGUGUGAGAUUGACCCCAUCCCGCUACCUCUGGAACCAUCGGUCAGAAUCAGAGGCAUCGUACCAGACACCGCCACGCUAUUCAAGAGCGCUCUGAUGCCAGCCAAGCUGAUCUUCAAGGCGGAGGAUGGGGCGAUGUACCCUGUCAUCUUUAAACAUGGAGACGACCUGAGACAAGACCAGCUCAUCCUACAGAUCAUCUCUCUCAUGGACAAGUUGCUCAGGAAAGAGAACCUGGACCUGAAGUUGACACCUUACAAAGUGCUGGCCACAAGCACCAAGCAUGGGUUCAUGCAGUUUGUCCAGUCAGUGCCUGUGGCUGAGGUCCUGGCCACUGAAGGAAACAUCCAGAGUUUCUUCAGAAAACACGCCCCCAGUGAAAAGGGGCCCUAUGGCAUCAGCCCUGAGGUGAUGGACACCUACGUCAAGAGCUGUGCUGGUUACUGUGUCAUCACAUACAUCCUGGGUGUGGGAGACAGACACUUGGACAACCUGCUCCUCACAAAGACUGGAAAGUUGUUCCACAUAGACUUUGGCUACAUCCUGGGUCGUGACCCCAAGCCGCUGCCUCCGCCCAUGAAGUUGAGUAAGGAGAUGGUGGAGGGGAUGGGUGGCAUGCAGAGUGAACAGUACCAGGAGUUCAGGAAACAGUGUUACACUGCCUUCCUACACCUCAGGAGGUACUCUAACCUCAUCCUAAAUCUGUUCUCUCUCAUGGUGGACGCCAACAUUCCCGACAUCGCCCUGGAGCCUGACAAGACUGUUAAGAAGGUGCAGGACAAGUUCCGAUUGGACCUGUCGGACGAGGAGGCGGUGCAUUACAUGCAGAGUCUGAUUGAUGAGAGCGUGGGAGCUCUGUUUGCUGCCGUGGUGGAGCAGAUACACAAGUUUGCCCAGUACUGGCGCAGAUGAGAAGGACAGAACUGUCUGAGACGUGACGGAUGGACAGACAGGAGGGGUUGUAUCCAUAGUAACACCCGGUCCCCCGCCCCUGUGUGUGUGAGAGAUUGAGAUGAUCCAUCCAUGAUGGGCCCCGUGUAGCUCAGUUGGUAGAGCAUGGCGCUU
Messenger RNA from Coregonus clupeaformis (lake whitefish), 3204 nucleotides. RefSeq names its product phosphatidylinositol 3-kinase, catalytic subunit type 3 (gene pik3c3). The transcript has 26 exons. The record is from RefSeq and is a predicted model, not a curated record. NCBI's taxonomy places the organism in Eukaryota, Metazoa, Chordata, Actinopteri, Salmoniformes, Salmonidae. The coding region runs from base 388 to 3051 and encodes 887 amino acids. Gene Ontology annotation, biological process: autophagy of peroxisome; endocytosis; phosphatidylinositol-3-phosphate biosynthetic process. Gene Ontology annotation, molecular function: 1-phosphatidylinositol-3-kinase activity. Gene Ontology annotation, cellular component: peroxisome; phagophore assembly site; cytoplasm.